UUAUGAACUAGAGGAGGGGGUGUUCCCUGCUCCGACGCCCUGCUGGGACGUCCAGUCAAAGUCUGGACUGUUGCGGCCGUGAUGGGCCUAAGGAUUGGGGGCAGGUUAUGCCUCUCGUCCUUUUGUGCAUGUUGGUUUCACCUCGAAGAGGUUACUUAUCCCCCGGACCACGAAAAGGUCUGCACAGGACUCGUCUAGGAGACGUAGCCCUCCCGGGGGACUUCGGCUUAUCACGCAGGUAUGACUCGGAGGCCGGUCCCCGUCUGGAACUGCCUAUCCUAGGUGGUGAUAGGAGCGCUCCGGAGCAUCAGGGAACAUCAGGUUAUGUUCCCUGCGAUCCCAUGCCUACUGAUGUCACACGGUGUAUUACAUCGGUAACUUGAUUCGGGAGUAUUUUUUGCGAAAGUACACAAACCUGGGUUUCAUUCGGCCAUUAGUCGACGACAUGGUCCGCGAUAAUCCAGCAGAGCGACCGACGAUGGACGAAGUCG
Fomitopsis serialis is the source of this 491-nucleotide messenger RNA. RefSeq lists its product as uncharacterized. The transcript has 2 exons. The record is from RefSeq and is a predicted model, not a curated record. Bases 108 to 383 code for a protein of 91 amino acids. Lineage: Eukaryota; Fungi; Basidiomycota; Agaricomycetes; Polyporales; Fomitopsidaceae.